UCAGCUGGCAAGCAGGAUUUGGUGUCUCUGGGUUCAGGAAUCCUCAGGCAGCAGAGCGGACUUUCUCUUCAGCCCCCAUCACUGCCCCCACCCCUACCCUGAAAGGCUAUUGACUGAGGCCCAUGGACUGGGAAAGGCCGUGCCUGACGGCUCCUGUGUCUGUCCAUGAGGGCCCAGCGCCCUGACCCCCCUUGCCUAGGUUUCUGCCUUUUCUCUCGGUCUUUGGCCAGCUGGGGGAGGGGGUAGAGGCCGGGUGAGCAACAUGGCCCAGAGCAAGAGGCACGUGUACAGCCGGACACCCAGUGGGAGCAGGAUGAGUGCAGAGGCAAGUGCCCGGCCUCUGCGAGUGGGCUCCCGUGUGGAGGUGAUUGGAAAAGGCCACCGAGGCACUGUGGCCUAUGUUGGAGCCACUCUCUUUGCCACUGGCAAAUGGGUAGGUGUGAUCCUGGAUGAAGCAAAGGGCAAGAAUGAUGGAACUGUCCAAGGCAGGAAGUACUUCACUUGUGAUGAAGGGCAUGGCAUCUUUGUGCGCCAAUCCCAGAUCCAGGUAUUUGAAGAUGGUGCAGAUACUACUUCUCCAGAGACACCUGAUUCUUCUGUGUCAAAGGUCCUCAAACGAGAGGGAACUGAUUCAGCUGCAAAGACUAGCAAACUGAGUUCCUUUGAUGGAUGCAAGGACAUCAGGCUCAGUGUCCAGACCCAGACCACAACUCGGCGGCCCAAGCCCACCCGCCCAGCCAGUACCGGGGUCUCUGGGGCCAGUAGUUCCCUGGGCCCCUCCGGCUCAGCAUCAGCAGGUGAGCUGAGCAGCAGUGAGCCCAGCACCCCGGCUCAGACUCCACUGGCAGCACCCAUCAUCCCCACACCGGCCCUCACCUCUCCUGGAGCAGCCCCCCCACUUCCUUCCCCCUCCAAGGAAGAGGAGGGACUGAGGGCCCAGGUGCGGGACCUGGAGGAGAAACUGGAGACCCUGCGGCUGAAACGGGCAGAAGACAAGGCAAAGCUAAAAGAACUGGAGAAACACAAGAUCCAGCUGGAACAAGUGCAGGAAUGGAAGAGCAAAAUGCAGGAGCAGCAGGCAGAUCUACAGCGGCGCCUCAAAGAAGCACGGAAGGAAGCCAAAGAGGCACUGGAGGCAAAGGAACGCUACAUGGAGGAGAUGGCGGACACUGCUGAUGCCAUUGAGAUGGCCACUCUUGACAAGGAGAUGGCUGAAGAGCGGGCUGAGUCUCUGCAGCAGGAGGUGGAGGCAUUGAAGGAGCGUGUGGAUGAGCUCACCACUGACUUAGAGAUCCUCAAGGCUGAGAUUGAAGAGAAGGGCUCAGAUGGGGCUGCGUCCAGUUAUCAGCUCAAGCAGCUUGAGGAGCAGAAUGCCCGCCUAAAGGAUGCCCUGGUGAGGAUGCGGGAUCUUUCUUCUUCGGAGAAGCAGGAGCAUGUGAAGCUCCAGAAGCUCAUGGAAAAGAAGAACCAAGAGCUGGAAGUCGUGAGGCAACAACGGGAGCGUCUGCAGGAGGAGCUGACCCAGGCAGAGGGCACCAUUGAUGAGCUCAAGGAGCAGGUGGAUGCUGCUCUGGGUGCCGAGGAGAUGGUGGAGAUGCUGACAGACCGGAAUCUGAAUCUGGAAGAGAAAGUGCGGGAGUUGAGGGAGACUGUUGGGGAUUUGGAAGCAAUGAAUGAGAUGAACGAUGAGCUUCAGGAGAAUGCACGUGAGACAGAACUGGAGCUGCGGGAGCAGCUGGACAUGGCGGGUGCCCGGGUGCGUGAAGCCCAGAAGCGUGUGGAGGCAGCACAGGAGACAGUUGCAGACUACCAGCAAACCAUCAAGAAGUACCGCCAGUUGACUGCCCAUCUACAGGAUGUGAAUCGUGAACUGACAAACCAGCAGGAAGCAUCUGUGGAGAGGCAGCAACAGCCGCCUCCAGAGACUUUUGACUUCAAAAUCAAGUUUGCUGAGACUAAGGCCCAUGCCAAGGCAAUUGAGAUGGAAUUGAGGCAGAUGGAGGUGGCCCAGGCCAACCGACACAUGUCACUGCUGACAGCCUUCAUGCCUGACAGCUUCCUUCGGCCAGGUGGGGACCAUGACUGUGUCCUGGUGCUGCUGCUCAUGCCUCGUCUCAUUUGCAAGGCAGAGCUCAUCAGGAAGCAGGCCCAGGAGAAGUUUGAACUAAGCGAGAACUGCUCAGAGCGGCCUGGGCUGCGAGGAGCUGCAGGGGAGCAGCUCAGCUUUGCUGCUGGGCUGGUGUACUCGCUGAGUCUGCUGCAGGCUACACUACACCGCUAUGAGCAUGCCCUCUCUCAGUGCAAUGUGGAUGUGUAUAAGAAGGUGGGCAGCCUCUAUCCUGAGAUGAGUGCCCAUGAGCGCUCCUUGGAUUUCCUCAUCGAGCUGCUGCACAAGGAUCAGCUAGAUGAGACUGUCAAUGUGGAGCCUCUCACCAAGGCCAUCAAGUACUACCAGCAUCUGUACAGCAUCCACCUUGCUGAUCAGCCUGAGGACUGUACCAUGCAGCUGGCUGACCACAUUAAGUUCACCCAGAGUGCCCUGGACUGCAUGAGUGUGGAGGUGGCACGGCUGCGUGCCUUCUUGCAGGGCGGGCAGGAGGCUUCAGAUAUUGCCCUCCUGCUCCGAGACCUGGAAACGUCAUGCAGUGACAUCCACCAAUUCUGCAAGAAGAUCCGAAGGCGAAUGCCAGGAACAGAUGCUCCUGGGAUCCCAGCUGCACUGGCCUUUGGACUACAGGUAUCCGACACACUCUUAGACUGUAGGAAACACUUAACGUGGGUGGUGGCUGUGCUGCAGGAGGUAGCAGCAGCUGCUGCCCAGCUCAUUGCCCCACUGGCAGAGAAUGAAGGGCUCCCUGUGGCUGCCCUGGAGGAGCUGGCUUUCAAAGCAAGUGAGCAGAUCUAUGGGACCCCCUCCAGUAGCCCCUAUGAGUGUCUGCGCCAGUCGUGCAACAUCCUCAUCAGCACCAUGAACAAGCUGGCCACAGCCAUGCAGGAGGGGGAGUAUGAUGCAGAACGGCCCCCCAGCAAGCCUCCCCCAGUUGAGCUGCGGGCUGCAGCCCUUCGUGCAGAGAUCACAGAUGCUGAAGGCCUGGGUUUGAAGCUUGAAGAUCGAGAGACAGUCAUCAAGGAGUUGAAGAAGUCACUCAAGAUUAAGGGGGAGGAGCUGAGUGAGGCCAAUGUGCGGCUGAGCCUCCUGGAGAAGAAGCUGGACAGUGCUGCCAAGGAUGCGGAUGAACGCAUUGAGAAAGUCCAGACUCGGCUGGAGGAGACCCAGACGCUGUUGCGGAAGAAAGAGAAAGAUUUUGAGGAAACGAUGGAUGCACUCCAGGCUGACAUUGACCAGCUGGAGGCAGAGAAGGUAGAGCUAAAGCAGCGGCUGAACAGCCAGACCAAGCGCACGAUUGAGGGGCUCAGGGGGCCACCUCCCUCAGGCAUUGCUACCCUGGUCUCUGGCAUUGCUGGUGGGGGCACCCCUGGGCAGGCUCCAGGAUCCAUGCCAGGCCUGGGGCUGGUGAAGGACUCACCACUGCUGCUUCAGCAGAUCUCUGCCAUGAGACUGCACAUCUCCCAGCUCCAGCAUGAGAACAGCAUUCUCAAGGGAGCCCAGAUGAAGGCAGCCUUGGCAGCCCUGCCCCCUUUGCAUGUUGCAAAGCUAUCCCUCUCACCCCCUGAGGGCCCUGGUGGUGAGCUAGCAGCUGGAGCACUAUAUCGUAAGACCAGCCAGCUGCUAGAGACAUUAAAUCGGCUGAGCACACAUACCCACAUAGUAGACAUCACUCGCACCAGUCCUGCUGCCAAGAGUCCAUCGGCCCAGCUUAUGGAGCAAGUGGCUCAGCUCAAGUCCCUGAGUGACACCAUUGAGAAGCUCAAGGAUGAAGUCCUCAAGGAGACAGUAUCUCAGCGCUCUGGAGCCACAGUCUGCACUGACUUUGCCACUUUCCCUUCAUCAGCCUUCCUCAGGGCCAAGGAAGAGCAGCAGGACGACACGGUCUACAUGGGCAAAGUGACCUUCUCAUGUGCAGCUGGCCUUGGACAGCGACACCGGCUGGUGCUGACCCAGGAGCAGCUGCACCAGCUUCACAGUCGCCUCAUCUCCUAAGCACUCCUUCCCUCACUGCCCCCUCUGGCCCUCAGCCUUUCUUGUGCUGCUCUGUUCAAUGCACAGCCACCUCAACCAGCCCCUAGGUAGAACCAUGUGGGUUAAGCUAUUCCAGCCCCAUUCAGCUUCAUUCCCAUUCUGUUAGUGCUCUGCCCCUGUCCCUUGACCUGGUUCCCCCAUUCCCAUUCCCUGGCCUCUGCCAUAAUUUGCUGUUCAGCUGCUCCCUCCUUCCUGGGGGGCCUCAGGGCAUGUGGGGGGUAGGCUGAGACCCCACCACCAAAGGUUGAGUGAGGUUCCCCUGAUUGAGGACUUCACCCCUUGAUUAAAGCAACUUCUGCUUCA
Molecule: messenger RNA, 4444 nt
Organism: Cynocephalus volans (Philippine flying lemur)
Lineage: Eukaryota; Metazoa; Chordata; Mammalia; Dermoptera; Cynocephalidae
Gene: DCTN1
Product: dynactin subunit 1
Exons: 30
Coding region: 263-4102 (1279 amino acids)
Biological process (GO): establishment of mitotic spindle orientation; nuclear migration; cytoplasmic microtubule organization
Cellular component (GO): kinetochore; nucleus; cytoplasm
Molecular function (GO): microtubule plus-end binding
Source: RefSeq, a predicted model, not a curated record